Molecule: messenger RNA, 1671 nt
Organism: Coregonus clupeaformis (lake whitefish)
Lineage: Eukaryota; Metazoa; Chordata; Actinopteri; Salmoniformes; Salmonidae
Gene: ntd5
Product: ntl-dependent gene 5
Exons: 8
Coding region: 65-1117 (350 amino acids)
Cellular component (GO): extracellular region
Molecular function (GO): peptidase inhibitor activity
Source: RefSeq, a predicted model, not a curated record
AAAAUGUUCUGUUUCCUGUUGUGCCUCCUUCAUAACGGCUGAGACCAGGGUCAGGGCUGGAAGGAUGGACUCUGUGCUGUUGCUGCUGUCGCUGUGGGCUCUGGCUGGCUCUGUUCCUCUGCAGACUGCAGUCGAGGCAUCUGAGGCGUGUCCAGAGAGGCUGCUGGGUAACGAGCGGAGAAGGACGUGUCCAAAACCCUGUACACAGGACAAGGACUGUGGCAACAAGCGCCAGUGCCUGUGUGACGGCCAGUGUGGCCUCAGCUGUGUGGCUCCAGGUCGUACUUGUCCCUGGCCCCUGCCCUCCGGGAACAACUUUGUUGCUUCCCUCCUCUCUCCCACUCCCUCCUUCUCUGCCCUCCUCGAGGUGCGUUGUGACCCAGGCUACAUGUUGCCCAACGGCUUGGAUGCAGCCAUCCGUCGUUGCCAAGGCGACCGACAAUGGAGCAGUGAUGAUCCCAACUGCACAGCCCCCACUUCCCCCCAGGUCUCAUGUCCUUUACCUAAGGAGGUGACUGACACCUUCAGCGUCCAUGGAUCCGCAGUCGCUGGAACAACCAUCCGCUACACCUGUCUGUCUGGGGAGCUGGUGGGAAACAGUGAGAAUCUCUGUAAUAUUGACCAGACCUGGCAGUACCCUCACCCCAUCUGUCAAAGGGUGUGGUGCCCGCCCCCCCAGGAGGUGAACCAGGGGUACCUGGUGGCGGUACAGAGGACUGAGUACGAUGUGGGCGAUGCCAUUUAUUACCUCUGUAAGAAGAACCACCUGCUGGAUGGACCCAACCGGGUCACCUGCCAGUCCAACGGCACCUGGAGCGCAGUGCCCUACUGCCGAGCGCGCUGUCCAAUCCCAGCGGAGCGGAGCCGUGUUCUGAUUGGUGGGCUGAAGCGUUGGCCCUAUGACGUGACAGACUCGGUGGUUCCUCACGGGGAGAGCGUGACAUUCUACUGUAAACACUCAAGGAAGCAGUGCAGCUUCCCGUACACACAGACCUGCUUCGACGGCAGGCUCAACCCCCCCUUCUGCUACCUGGAACCCACCUGGCUGCAGUACAAACUGUUCCCUCAUCGGCUGGUGUCGGAGAUCGAAACCUGCUCCCUUGCAGACCUGGAGUAAUACCCCAACAGCCCUAUCCCUAUCGCCUGUCCCCCUCUCUCUCAGCCUGUACCAAUGAUAGGCUCUACAUGUCUUAAUAAUACGUGUGUUCAUGAUAAUACAUGCAUUAAUACAGAAGUAAAAUAUAGUCAUAAUAAUCAUUCAUAUAGUUCAAAUGCACAGGAGGUUGGUGGCACCUUAAUUGGGGAGAACAAGCUCAUGUUAAUGACUGGAGCGGAUAGGUGGAAUGGUAUCAAAUACAUCAAACACAUGGUUUCCAUUCGAUGCCAUUUCAUUUGCACUGUUCCAGACAUUAUUAUGAGCCGUCCUCCCCUCAGCAGCCUCCUGUGUUCAAAUGUUCACUUCAUGUGUUGUUAUGGUGUGACUCUGACUCCUCCCACUGUGGGAUCUGACUGACCUUACCUGUUGUUUUGUUUUUACAUAGUGUGUCCCUGCCCCAAGGUGGCCCUCAGGAUACUCCUCCUCCUUAUGUUGUUGACACACCAAGCUCUGAGGCUUGGAAGUUCUAUUGAUGUGAAGGUUUGAAAUAAAAACAACGUUUUUUUGUGAUGUAA